Molecule: messenger RNA, 610 nt
Organism: Fomitopsis serialis
Lineage: Eukaryota; Fungi; Basidiomycota; Agaricomycetes; Polyporales; Fomitopsidaceae
Exons: 4
Coding region: 89-421 (110 amino acids)
Source: RefSeq, a predicted model, not a curated record
CUCCACUUCAACACCGCACGGUAGCGUCACACUCAAGGCACAUGCAGAAAGCGAAGGAGAAUCGAGGGUAACACGGAGCUGGGGGGGCAUGGAAGGGAUAGUAGCAGGGAUAGUACAGCCCUCUUACUAUGCCCGCCUAUCUGCCUACUCGCCCGCGCUCGCCUUCUUGCUGGUUCGCCCACUCGCGCGUUCUCGCGUGCUCGUCCUUAAUCUCUUGGUAGCACACGCGCCUGCCCGUUUGCUCUCCUCGCUCGCCAAUUCACCUCGCUCCGGCUCGUCCGCCCACCCGCCAGUUCACCCGUGCGCACGCUCGUCUGCCCACCCGUGCGCCCGUUCGCCUGCCCACCCUUUCGCCCACUUGUACCGCUCCCGCUUCCUCUUGUCUGCGCUCCUGCUCGCCCGUUUACCCGUGGAUCCAUAAUCCCGCCUUCACCCGCACGAAACCCGUACCAGCUCAGAUGAGUCUGUACCCGGGCGGGUCAUGGGUACGGGUCGAGCUCGGGACACCCAUAGAUAUACCCGUGCUCGGCCCUAGCUGCCGGAGCGCAUCGCUCCCGACACGACUUCUCUCACACCUACUGCCGCGCUCGACACACAAUAGGACAAGUUG